This is a messenger RNA of Guillardia theta CCMP2712, 1122 nucleotides long. RefSeq lists its product as hypothetical. The transcript is spliced from 3 exons. Bases 1 to 1122 code for a protein of 373 amino acids. Lineage: Eukaryota; Cryptophyceae; Pyrenomonadales; Geminigeraceae. The record is from RefSeq and is a predicted model, not a curated record.
AUGGCGAUCAGUGUGAGCUACAACCUAGGAGAGCUUUUGGACGCCGAGACAGAGCUAGACCGAGAUGAAGAGGACCGGGACGGAGACGGCGUCACACGUCUAGACACCAACGACGAUGAGAUCCGUCGCAUAGAGCAGAGUAGCCUCGCCAAGCACGUUGCUUCUCGAGACGAAAUGCAAGACAUGCGGAAGACUGUGGACGAAGACGGGAGGGUGCACGAUGAUUUCAUUGGAUUUGUGUUGGACCGGCAGGAGUUCAAAAUUCAUGCCCAGGAACUUGCAAGACAAGCAGAGCAAGGCACCCGAGAAGAGCCUGUGUACGACGACUGGCGGGAACGCGAAGAAAGAAUGUAUCUUAGAAGAAAGAAUGAGAGGAGAGUUCAGGAGGAGCAUCACAUGCAGGACCUGAUUCACCAGCAGCUGAACAUGGAGAUACUUGCAAGGAAGACAGAGGAAGACGUUGGCAAUGGGAUCGUUGAACAAGUGGAAGCGAAGUUUCUGCAGGCAGCUCUUGAUGCUCGACCCAAGGUGUUCGAUCUCUUGUCGGCGAAAGACAGCAUGGAUAGAACACUCGAGGACUUCUUGCUCGCAGUCGUCAACCAGUGCCAUGUAGUUGCUGAGCAAGUGAGAAAGAGUGAAUGGCAGGUCAAGUCGAGAGAUUUCGCUCAGUCCAAUCGCAUUCUCAACUUUGGCAAUGAGAUUCGUCGAGGUCUCAAGGAGUGUGUCAAGCUUUCUCUCGCAGCUCUUCAAUGCUUACUCCGCUGGUUCCAAGUCUUCCGGUGCACUCUCACCUCUGAGCAUGGCCAGUGGCACCUCGUUGAGAGUUCUUCUCGAUCUUCCCUUGUCUUGCAGAAACUUGUCAACAGUGAACCUGAUGUCUCGAACUCCUCCGAUGCAGAACAACACAAGAGAUGUCACCCUAUGCAAGGGAUGUCAUGGCUUCUCUUCCACGAGAUGGACGUCAGUUGCAGGGGCUUCUUGCUACCGAGCGACGUCCUUGAAGGUCUCAAGAGGUUCGGGAUCACAUCUCACCACCCACAAGAUCAGCAUGGUGACGAGGGCAGGAUCGACUUUGACAAGUUUUUCCAACGGAUUCUUGAGAACGCUGAUGGAAGCGAGUGA